UUGUGCGCGUAACCCCUGCAAUUAAACACCACGUGAACGUCGAGGCUGCGCCAACUUUACGUUUUUUUCCAAGUUUUUGGUUAAAGACGGUGAAACAGGUCCUUAAUACCUAAUGGCAACAAGCUCUGUAACAUCUAGGCUCAAUGAGCUGUUAGAAGCUCUUAGGACAGAGCUCGACACGUUUCUUAAACAAAAUCUGCAAGGAGAUAUUCAUCCAGAUGAUUAUGGUUACAAAUUGGUUACUUCUCAGAUACAAGAAAUCCACCGCAUAAAAAAAGCCAUUAUGGAACUAGAAAUGCAACAUGUAAAGAUUAAAGAAGGUUACGAAGAAGAAAUAAGCCAACUAAAAAAUGAGCUACAAAAGCGUAGACGAGAUUCCACACCAGCAGCCAAUGCUAAAACAGCCUCCACACCAAGCCAGUCGUCUCAACCUUCUUUCACAAUGGCUUCGACGAAUACACGGUCAAAUAUUAUGAAUUCGCCCAUGGCGGGAAACGGUAUGCCUGGCAGCCAGAUGCCAAACCACGCAAAAUUGUCAGCAAAUGCACAAUCAAACACACUUCCGUCCAUCUCUGCCAAUCGACGGAUGUCUCAAAAUGCAGAGUCCAGUGUUUUAGCCCCUAUCCAAUCCGUUCAGCCCAAAGAAGGACCCCCUGCUCAGCUUUAUUCACAAAAUGCUUUUUCACAAGCUCCGCCAGCUCCGGAAUCUCAAAUACCCAUGGGUUCUUCCUCGGCAUAUGUUAAUAAUGCUGCUGGUUCCGAAAACACUACAAAAUCCUCUACUCCUUCUCUCUCUCAACCAGGCCAAGAAACGUCGUUGAAUAACGGUUCUGCUGAGCAGAAUGCUGUUGUAAAAAAGGAAGAAACAGACUGGUCUGUUACGUACGCCCAGGGCGUGACUCCUUCCAUUGCGAUAAAUUUAUUGCAUACGUUAGAGCAUACCAGUGUAAUUUGUUGUGUUAAGUUCAGCCAUGAUGGUAAGCUUCUUGCUACCGGUUGUAACCGUGCUGCACUUGUGUUCAGCGUGGAAACAGGACAACUCUUGACUCAUCUACAAGAAGAGUCAUCCGAAAAAGAAGGUGAUUUGUACGUCAGAAGCGUGGCCUUCAGUGCUGAUGGAAAGUACCUUGCUACUGGUGUUGAAGAUCGCCAAAUUCGCAUCUGGGACAUCGCUCAAAAACGCGUUCACAGACUACUCUCUGGUCAUGAACAGGAAAUCUACUCUUUGGAUUAUAGCCGUGAUGGGAAGUAUUUGGUAUCCGGAAGUGGAGACCGUACUGUUUAUCUUUGGAGCGUUGAAACCGGACAACGAAAGCUGGUCUUACAUACGGAUGAUGGGAUAACCACUGUAGCCUUUUCUCCUGAUUCUCAGUACAUUGCUGCUGGUUCCCUCGACAAAGUUAUCCGGAUAUGGUCUAUUAACGGAACGCUUCUUGAGCAACUUGUAGGUCACCAAGAAAGUGUCUACAGCGUUGCUUUUUCGCCAGACGGUCUUACUCUCGCCAGUGGCAGUCUUGAUAACACUAUAAAACUCUGGGAACUACAAUCAGCUGCUGGUGUACCUACAAAUGCAAUCAAGCCUGGAGGAAUCUGUAAAAAAACAUUUACAGGACAUAAAAAUUACAUUCUUAGUGUUGCUCUUUCUCCUGACGGUAAAUGGAUCGUUAGUGGUUCUAAGGAUAGGACUGUUCAAUUUUGGAAUCCAAAUGGUUUCCAAUCUCAAGCCACGUUACAAGGACAUAACAAUUCUGUUAUCUCAGUUGCAAUGAGUCCGACUGGAAAUUGUUUUGCCACCGGAAGCGGUGAUCUUCGGGCCAGAAUUUGGAGCUAUCAAGAUUUAUAAUGAGUAGUUUACUUGGUCUCUUAUAAGUUCUCACUCUCACCUGAUGUUCCCAUUGCGAAUUUGAUGUUCACUGUUUCCUCUGUACACUCCAAAGCAAGCGAUAUCACUAAAAGAAAGCGUUCUAGUGGGUCGCUUCAGCUAUCACCACCGACGUAGAGACAAUGUUAUUUCACCGGUAUUACAUGUCGACCGAAUGACGAAUGAAGUUGCUCUGCACAUUCAUGAUUUACUCACGUAACUAUUCUAUUUUUUUUGCAGAUUAUAAUAACUCAUAAACUCAUCACAAAGCGGUUCUAAUGUAGUAAUGAAGGCGAUAACAAUUAUCUCUUUGUUUAUUAAAAUUGCCUCUCAAAGGAAGGAAAAAUGACAGGUUUCCCAAUAGCUCACAAUGUUUCGGUUUUCCAAAAAUAAUCACAAGAAAAAAUUAUCGCGAUCCAGUUAAAACUUUCCCUCCGAUUCCUUGAGAAGUUUUAGGGUAUUGUUGUAAAUUUUGUCCAGCGCUCUAUAGAAGCUCGUGUAUAUUAUAGGUUUGUCCCAUGGCAGUUCUUUCCGUUGUUGAAGUGUCUCUUUUACACAUUCUAGCACGUCUGAGUCCAAUAGUUUUUGUGCUGGAAAAAGAAUUUGAAGUUUACGAGGAAAUUGCUCGUAAAUUAAUACUUCAUCAUCAGAUAGAAAAGACAAUGAGUCGUAGGACAUAUGACGAAGACUGCGAAUCAAUCUCAGCUCCAACAGCAAAGGAAAUGCGUACUCGGGGAGUGGCUCGUAUUUUUCCAAGUCAAUAUCGGCAGACUUUGCGAAAUUCGCCUGAACCCUCGUGAGAUCAUCAGCAACGUCAGAAGCAGAUUUUAAAAACCAUUCCGUAAACGUAGGACAGGUUUGGUCGGCUUGUAGUCCAUAAACGCCAGUUCCAGGAAUAGCACGGACAGCUACAUCACGACAAAACAGAAGACUUUUGCUUGGCAUGCCAGCGGCAAGAAGUAUUGAACUUUGUAGUUCAAAGAAAGAGAUUAGAAGAUUGCUCCAGUAGCGAGUCCAAUAGUUGACGAUUGGUAAUCUUGUUCCUAACAUAAUUGCAAAUCGAAUCAUGUAGCUUGAUUGUAAUUCUUCAGCGGCAUAAUAUAAUUCCCAUUUCUUAAACUCACGUGCAUGUUGCCUUGCACGGGAAUGUGUUCCAUAGUACUGAAAGAGGAAUGCGGAAUCUUCACCCUCCAACGCUUCAAGUGUGUUCAGACCGGUCAUGAACUCCUCAAAUUGUUGUUUUUCUUCCUGGGUUGGUUUCCUUGGUUUUUCCAAUUGAAAGAUUUCAAGAAUUCUGUCACAAGUUCCUUCAAUAUCAAUGCUAAGGCCGCGUCUUAAACGGUCAACUCCAAUUGUUAAGGCCUGUUUCCAGUUUUUCGUUUGAACGAUGCUCCGCUGGACGAAUAGAUUUGAGCAAGCAAAAGAAGAAUAAUACUUUUCUUUGUGCAGUAGACGUUCCUCACGACAAGGGACAUCAUAAAUGCUGCCAUUAUUGUAAAGCUUGGCAAAGGUAAUUUUAAAGUGACGGUUAACAUCAAAUUCAGUAUCGGCUUGUUUUCUUCGGCAAAGAGUGAGA
Schizosaccharomyces japonicus yFS275 is the source of this 3437-nucleotide messenger RNA. Its product is annotated as transcriptional corepressor Tup12. Gene Ontology annotation, cellular component: chromatin. The record is from RefSeq and is a predicted model, not a curated record. Gene Ontology annotation, biological process: negative regulation of transcription by RNA polymerase II. Lineage: Eukaryota; Fungi; Ascomycota; Schizosaccharomycetes; Schizosaccharomycetales; Schizosaccharomycetaceae. Bases 113 to 1843 code for a protein of 576 amino acids. The transcript is spliced from 3 exons. Gene Ontology annotation, molecular function: transcription corepressor activity.